Engraulis encrasicolus (European anchovy) is the source of this 2296-nucleotide messenger RNA. RefSeq lists its product as uncharacterized. The transcript is spliced from 14 exons. The record is from RefSeq and is a predicted model, not a curated record. Gene Ontology annotation, biological process: mitochondrial fusion. NCBI's taxonomy places the organism in Eukaryota, Metazoa, Chordata, Actinopteri, Clupeiformes, Engraulidae. The coding region runs from base 214 to 2223 and encodes 669 amino acids.
CGUUUAGUUAUUGUUGUUAGUUGUCAGCUCCGUUAAUUAGGUCUUUUAAAAUAGACAUAACAGCUCACAUUGGGAUUGUUUGGCUUAUUUCACUGACAUUGUAGCCUAAAUUGGACUUAGCCCAAAUACUUAGCUCGGAAAGUAGCAAUUUUACAAACUUUUAGGCUCCUUAAGGUAAAUUGACGCUUUUUAUAGAGCUUGCUUGGACUAGUAAUGCCAUCCCGAAGCAGCAGGCGCCGAGCCGCGCAGCAGAGGAGAUGGGCGUUGUGGUGCUUUUCAGGUACCCAAGAGAAGGAGACGGCGGAGAUGGCGACCCAGACGGAGUGGCCGACUUCGGAGAUGGCGAGCCAGACUGAGUGCCUGACCGCGGAGGUGGCGACCCAGGCAGAGCCAGCAACGGCGGAGGCGGCAACCCAGGCUGGGCGGGUGACGGCCGAAGCCGGGAUCCAAGCUGUCUGGGGAACGGCUGAGGCCGGAAUCCAGGCGGUGAGAGGAACGGUGGAGGCUGAGACCCAAGCAGUCUGGGCAACGAGCGAGGCCGGGAUCCAGGCGGAGAGGGAAACUGCGGAGGUGGACAUCCAGGUGGACUGGAUCGAGGCCACCACCAUUGGAUUGCGCCAGAGCACCCAGGCGCAUGUGGCCAGAGGACAGCUGGUCCUGUUCGAGCCUCCGACGGGGACAGUCCAGGGCAUGUGCCAGAUGAUGGGAUUCGAGUUCUCGGAGGUCUUCCGCCAGGGUGUCAUGUGGGUGGAGGUGAAGCUGAGGUGUGAGGAGUGGCGUGAGGGCCCCUACCUGAGGAGGUACUGGUACCUCACCAACACCUGUUACCAGCAGACAGCAGAGGGGAUCGUUGGGCCACACGCCAAUGGGGAGUUGGUCACCGUCGUUGAGCGAUACUGCGGAGGCAUCAUAGGGUUGUACUCCCACAUGCAGAUGCAGAUGACCACUGUCAUGGACAUCGGAGGACUCCUGCAUGCCGAGACAACCACCACGUGCAGGGGUCUGUCCAUGGAUGCAGCUGGGAUGUGGACCCGCCUGGAGACGACCAGCACUCUCCUGAUGCCGCUGGACCUGUUCAUGCCUCAGCCGGACGCUACUGACGACAGUGCUGGACUCCUGGAGCUCGACUGGUAUCCUGGUGACGACGACCCUGCCCCCGCUGACGACGACUCCGCCCCUGACCACGACGACCCUGCUGCUGACGAGGACGACGCUGCUGCUGACGAGGACGACGCUGCUGCUGACGACGACUCCGUCCCUGACGACGACUCUGCCCCUGACGACGACUCUGCCCCUGACGACGACGCUGCUGCUGACGACGACUCCGCCCCUGACGACGACGACGCUGCUGCUGACGACUCUGCCCCUGACGACGACGCUGCUGCUGCUGACGACGACACUGCUCCUGACGAUGACGACGACGCUGCUGCUGCUGACGACGACACUGCUCCUGACCACCACCACGACGCUGCUGCUGACGACGACUCCGACCCUGAUGACGACUCCGCCCCUGGUGACGACAACUCUGCCCCUGCUGACAACGACUCCGCCCCUGCCGACGAGUCUGCCGCUGGUGCUGAAGCUGUUGGUUGCUGUGGUGACCACUCUGCUGCUGCCCCUCUUGCUAGCCAGGUUCCCUCUGUGUUCUACCUCUUCCAGUCCACCGGUCUGGAGGACUUCCACCUGAGGCUUGGAGGACUGAGGGAAGCCUGCACUGUCUUGCUUGCGCAGCCAGAGACGGCCAACUACAUCGCCGUGACAGGGUCCAUGCUCCUGAAGAACAUGGCCGCCCUCAACGGAAAGGAUGCUGGUGCAACUCAGCAGGCCUUUGACGCGUUGGUGGCCUUCGCCCAGACACAGACUCUCACCGCGACCACUGAGCUCCUGGAGGUUGGGGUCCACCAGUUCAACCUCCUGGAUGUGGUCUUUGAGCUUCUCCUCCUCAGAGACUUUGGGGCUGUUGUGCAGCUGGUCCCUCGGGUACAGGGCGGGUUCCUGGAUCAUCUGGCAGCAGUGGUCCAGUCCUUCCUGCCCUCUGAGGCUUGGCCACCCCAGGCAGCGCAGUGCUGGCAGCUCCUGCAGUCUACGGCAGUCUUCUUCGUGGUGGAGAUCCUGUCCCUGGACGUGUCGGCGUACCACCAGCCCCAGCACCUGGCCCAGAGGGUCUUCAGCUGCCUGGAGUGCCGCAUCGACCAGCUGCUGAGCGUGAUGCCCUCCGGCUAAAUCCCUUUCCCCUUUUCAGUUUUUUUCGGGGGGUUUCAUUAAAUGGUUUUAGGGGAAUUUAGGUUUUAAAAGA